UAGACAUUUGCUAACUUCAGUGUCAUUAUAUAUGUAAUGUAUAUACAACAUAAUAUAUCACGAGUGAGGUUUUACUAGAGAACUGAGAACUAGACGACGCAGAAAGCGCCAAGAAGUGUGAUGUGUGAUCUUUUGGAGUUGUGUGCCGUGGUGCUCAAGAACCGCGGGAGUUGAUUAUAAUAAAAUGUCGUCUAACUUUAUUUUCAUCGGAGUUAAAAAGAGUAAACUAAACACAUAACAACUGAGAAAGAGAGCUUAGAAGUGAGUGAGAAGGAGAGAGUUUAAAAGUGAGUGGUAGUACUUUUAUGUGUGUGUAUCAAUUUAUAUAUAUUAUAUGUAAUAUGUGUGUGUAUGUGUUUUAGGUGUCAGAGUCAGAGAAAGAGAGCAGAGGUUGAUAAGUGACAAGGAGUAGAGGAUAGAGGAUACGUGCUCGUGGGGGUUGUCGAGUUGCUAAAGGGGUGUGGAGUAACGAGUACCAGAUAAAUAAUCCUCGUGAUUAUUUAUUGUUGUUUAUGUACAUUUAUUAUUAUUAUUAUUAUAAUAUAUUAGAUUAUUGUAAAAAUAUUUUAGGCGGCCACCGUUUGUUCGCCGGUGACGGAACGGCGUCUAGUGUUUAGAGUUAGCGUCUCCUCCCGCGUGUGAUGUUUGAUUUUACAUUUACAUUAUUCCUACCUCGGCUAUUUAUCUCGACGUACUGUACAUACCAGUUCAGUAUAAUCAAGAAGUUAAGUGAAAAUAUCGACAUACUGGGAGUAUUAUAUUGUGUGUUAUUAUUAAAAUUAAAAUUAAAAUUAAAAUAAUUAGUGGAGUUAAUAUUAAUAAUUGAAACAAUAAUAUUAAUAUUUAAUGUUUGAUAGUUAAUAAUUAAACAGUAGUGAUAGAGAAAAUAGUGGAAUGUAAAAUUGGAGUGUUAUGCAGUGCUGGGUGCUAGUUUAGAGCCACCAUGAGUUGUCAGGCCGUCUAGCGUAGUAGCAACACUGAGAGGGAGAGAGACAGCCCGCUGGAGAGUCUCCUGGGUGAGAGAGAGAGACACAUAGGCUACAGCAGCCUCGAAGGCGGUAUAAAAAUGGCGUCCGAUAACGAAGCCUCCUGCGUGAGUGACCCAAAUUUUGCAGUGAUCUGCUCGUUUCUUGAAUGUUUUGGCAAAUCAUGUGGGAUAGAGUACCCGGAUAUUAAAACACUCCAGAAAAUGAUAGAGGAUACUCAUGAAGUGCCCCAAAAAUUGAUAGAUCUUCACGUGAAACUACUCAGAAAAAUGAAGAAGACUGUUCAUCCAGAAAAGUGGGAACGAGCUUUAGUUAAAUUUUGUCAUACAUACUCGAAUCAGGACGGCUGGGAGCUUGAAAGAUUUGGAUAUAAAAAAGCUCGUGUUAGUGUUAAAUUACGCUUACUCAAGGUGCUUUUAGAAACUCAAUUUGACUCGAAUCAAAGAUUUAAAAAUGACGUAAAUAAACAAACAGCAAGUGAACUCCGACUUGAGCCAUUAGGACGUGACAAAACGGGUCUAGCGUAUUGGUUCCAGUUAGACGACGAUUGUAAUAUAAGAGUAUAUCGUGAAGAUAUAGACGAAGAGAGCUGGGAAUUGGUAGCGACCGACCGCGAGGGUGUAGUGAAGCUUAUUAACACCUUAACAGCCGGAGAAGCUGGAUCUCUACUAACAAAUGAAGACAGUAAUAGCCUGGAGGUCUCUGAGAAGCCGGUAAUUGACACCGGUCAAGCAGCAACGUCUUCACCAAGUGCUGAACAAGAACCACCAGUGGAAAAUGGUAACGCGAGUGAUUCUAAUGCCAAAAGCCAGAGUGUUAAAAUUCCCAGCACCCAAGAGGUUAAAAUAACUAAACCCGCCGCGGUUGAGGUAAAUAAAAAAUCCAGCGAAGCGGUUGUCAAUAAUGGAGUCAAUGUUAAUGAUAGUGAAAAUGACAGCGAGGGUGAAGAUGAAGAAGAUGAGGAGGAGGAUGAUGAUGAAGGUGAGGAAGAAGAAGAAGAAGAAGAAGAAGAAGAAGAAGAUGAGGAAGAAGAAGAGGAGGAAGAUGAGGAACUUAGUAAUGACGCAUCAACCCAAAACACUGAAGAGGACGGUUCCCAAGACGUUCCUCCGGUGAAUUCAAAUUCAAAGCCCGUGUCCAAUAAAGUAACUCAGCCUGUAACUGAUAAUCUAAAUGCCAAACGUAAACCUGCGACGGUUAGUGAAAAAGAUAAACCCUCGGUUAUUAAAAAUCCUAUCGAGGUAACACCACUUAAGUCAAUAGAGACUCCGGUAAUUACCUCGCCGUUGAAAUUAGUACCUCCGCCGGAGCCUAAGCAUUUUACAGCGGAUUUAACGAGCUCUGUUACGAUAUCAGCUGUUAAACCACCUUCGAGUCAUACAGAUGACUCUAAAGCUCGAGAACUUGGUAUUAAAACUCAUGAAAAACUUGCGAGUAAAAGUUCUCUGCCUUACAGCAGUCUUGAAGUUACUUUAAAUCACGGGAAAUUUCCCUUGAAGCCAAUCGAUAAACUAGCCGCUAAUUUGGUAAGAAUGCAGUCAGAAAAAUUAGAGAAGCCCAGUGCGUCAAAAUUGCUGGAAAAAAUAGCUGAAAAUUUAGCAAGAUCCAGCAGUUCUCAUCCAACAAAUGUAAUGUCUAAUGAUGAGGAUAAAAAUAAAUUUCCUUCUGACUUUACAUCAAGAUUAAACGUUCAAGAAAAACAUCCGAUUGUUGGUUCGUCUAGAUCUUUAAGAGGUGGGAUUGAUUUGUCAACUUCUAGAGAGUGGGACAAUUCUAUAGACCAUCAACAACAUCAACAGCAACAGCAGAGACCGGUUGAUUUUUCGGGAAUGGACUUGUCCAGUCGGAAGCAAUCCAAGCCUAUAGUAGAGCCACUACCUUCGGGUUAUCGCGCGCAGGAAUUUCAUCAGUACCGAGAGAUGGAUUUAAGCACCCGGAAAUCUAAACCGGACUUAGCUGGUCCGGCUUAUGAUUCUUUACUAAGGAAUCAUUCUAUGAUUGCUGAUUUAAGUAAAAGGCAGAUGCCGUUUGUUGGCUAUGACAUGCCCGGUGUAGCUUAUCACAAUCCUCCGGUUGCAAGACUGCCUAGCAAAGAAGAGCACAGAUUACCGAGUUAUACAAUCCUUCCGGACCCCAGUAGGCUGGCUUCAAUGCGCAGCGGUGCUGUUAAACGCGCCUUGGAAAUUGAUGAAACUCAGCAAGAUAUGCUGAAGAGAUUACGCGCUGAUUUGUCGAUGGGACAUAUUGGGACACGCGUUCCUAUUGACAAAAAAGCUCCUCUGAGCAUGGGAUUGCGUCGGGAGGAUAUUGUUGGACCUGCUAUUGAAGAACCUUUGAUGAUGGUCCAUGGAGAGGGCUCUGGUAGUGAUUGCGAUGCUGGGAAUCAAGAAGUUGGAGACGCUAUUGAAGAACCCGUGGUGUUUUUUUAUGGAGAAGGUGCUGGAAGGGAUUGCGAUACUGGAAAUCCGGGGGAUGAAUCUUCUGAUGGUGGGAGUAAGGAUUCUAGUGGUAGUCAGUCAAAAAAUGGGCAAGGUUGCAGUGAGGUUUCUGCUGGUAUUUCACAGUCUAAAUUAAAUAAUGAUAAUAAUGAGAGAGAUGUUGGUGUAUCGAAUUGUCCAGAGACUAGUACUAGUACUGGUACUAGUUGUAAGUCUGUGGAAAUAAAUAAUGAUUGUCAAUUGGAUCCUGUCACUAGUAAUUGUCAAUCUGAGACUUCUGAGUCGCCUAAAGGAAAAUUCAAGCCUACUUUAGGGGUCCAGGUGAUCGUUAAAUCUCCUGGGUGUUCUGCUAAGAAGACUAGCAGGUGGGAUGUUGGGAGACCUGAUGAUAAAUUAGAGUGUGACAGUAGCAUAUCCAAUGAAGAUAACAUAUCAGAGGAGCCAGUUGUUAAUGACACUGGUUAUCAAUCUAAUGACGUUAAAUCUUGUGGGUUUAAAUUAGAAACAGAGACUAUUAGCAGCACUACUAAUCAAAGUGUUGAAAGUAUGACUUGUUUAUCUACUGAUAAUAAUUCACCAGCAGUAACUUUACCUGGAAAUAAUUUACCAGCUUUUAAUGAGACUAAGGAAGUUGUUGAAAAAAUGGAUAUGGAUGUGGAGAAAAAUUGUGGAGAAGAUGAUCAAUCUCCAAGGUUUUUUUUUGGUCCGAAUUGUGUAUCUUAUACUUCGAGUUCUGGAAAACGAGAUCAAGCUACGUCUUCCUCGGUUAAAAAUGAUGAUAAAUUUGUGGACAAUAAUAAUGUUAAGAAUAUGGCAGACUCGGUAAUUCAACCUGUUAGCAGCAGUGAUAGUGAUAUGAUGAUACUAGCGCAGGAAAAAGUUUCUAAAAGUUCAGAGUCGGCUGAUACUCGUAAUGAUUUAGCGACGUUUAACGACAAUGAUAUUGAAGAUACUUUAAAAUCUAUUAAUGAUUAUCUUGAUGAAGAUAGUCAGGAUGAUAAACCUGGUGGUAAUUCUAGCAAUCAAGUGCUGCCUGAGUCUUCUAGUGUGGUCAGUUUUCCUGAAGACGAACGAGGUGCCAAAGUUGAUGAUGUUGAAGGAGAAAGUAGCCAGACAAACAAGCCAGAAUCUUCAACUGAGGCUGAAGUUUGUUCUACUUCAGAUAAGAUUGAGAAGCCUGAAGAAGUUGACUCUAGUGUUGGAGGUACUCCUGGGGAAGGUACUGGUGAAUCUAUGGACGUGAGUUUGGAGGAAAAUUCAAGAUCUGAGGAUAAAAUUGUUGAUUCUAAUAGUGAGGAAGUGAUGAAUGUUGAUCAAGUUGAGUCCAGUACUGAUGAAAAGGUUCUUGAUCCUGAGGACAAGGUUGAAUCUUCAGUUGAAACAGAAAAAAAGGAUCAGAAUGAUGUAGAGCCUGAAGAAUCAAGCUGCACUGAAGUAGAUGUAGAUAAAUUAGAGACCAAAGAAGCAACUGUGGAGUCUACGAUUCCUGAAUUAGUUGAAAAAUCUGUUGAAGAAUCUCCAUCAGCUGCUGCGGCAGUUGAGUCAAGUGUUCCUGAGUCUUCUGAACCGGAACAAUCAGUAGAGACAGUAGAGUCAACAGUUCCGGAAGUGUUGGUUAAAGAUGAUCAAGUUCCGGUUGAAUCUUCUAUUACUGAGUCUGAGUCAUCUGUUCCGGAGUCUUCGAACGUUUCAAUGCAAAGUGAAGAGCCGUCGAUGGUUGAGUCGACGGUUUCCAGUGAUAAAGACCUGGAGAAUAUCAGAGACAUUGAAAAAACUAAUGACUCUAAUGAUGCAUUUAAUUACAACGUUUCUGAAGAUCAAAGUAUGUAUGGAGAUCAGGAUUCUAAUGAUCCGAUGAUUAUUGAUGAAAAGGAUGAUUUAAUAGAGUCUAAAAAUUCUGGAACGAGUUCUGAGUCGACGUUGACUUUUAAUGAAGAGAAUAAAGAGAUAGAAGCUGUUGUGGAUUCUAGUGAAGUGUUUGAACCUUCUACGUCAGCUUGUCCUGAAAUUCAAGAUGAUGUAGACUUUGUUUCUGAAAAAUCAGAAGCUCUAGAACCGGGGAUUGAACUUUCGAAGGCUCAGUAUGAAGAUGUCUUGAAGGACUUGGGAGACGAACAGUCUGAAGGUAAAGAUUGUGAAGCUGCUGACUCUACGACUAGUAAAGAUGCUAGUGAGUUCAGUGAAUCUGCUGAGACUAAGUCGCUUUUGAUGAGUCAGACUUCUUUGGUUGCUAAUUAUGGAAGUGAUGACUCCAAUGAUGCGGGUAGUGAUGAUGUUUUUGUGGAAAAGGAUAAAGAGGCUGAGAAGGGUGAAGAAUCAAAAGUUUUUGAAGAAUCAAAAGUUACGGUACCUGUUGAAGAUAAGAAGGAUUUAGUUGAAACUGGGGUGGCCAGCUCUGAAGGUGUUGAGGAACUUGAGACUGAGGGUAAGGUUGAGGAAAGUUUAGUGGAAAGUAUGGAAUUGGUUGAAGCUGAAGAAGAAAGAGAAGGUGUUGAAGAAAAGUCCGAAGAGAGUCAAGCUGCUGAAGCAAAGUCAGAUGAGAGUCAAGCUGCUGAAGUUACUCUUGAAGUUUUGGAUGAUAAAAAAGAAGUUGAGAGUUUGGAGCCGGAAGAUUCUAAAGAAGUUGAAGAUCUGGUUGAUGAACAAAUUGAAGGUGGAAAUUCUGGAGUUGAAGAGGUUAAAUUGGUUAAAUCUGUGGACUUCAGUGUUCGAGAGAAAGAUAGUAAAGUUGAAGAAAAUUUAGCAGGUGAAGAAAAAUCAGAAUUGAUAAAAGAUUUAGGCGCUGAAAUUGAAACUGUAGAUUUGGAAGUUGAAGAAGUUAAGAGUCAAGCUGCUGAAGUUCAAGAAACUAAGAGUCAACCUGCUGAAGAUAAAGAAGGUGGGAGUCAAGCUGCUGAAGUUCAAGAAAUUGGGGGUCGAGCGACUGAAGAUCAAGAAAUUCAGAGUCAAGCUACUGAAGUUCAAGAAAUUAAGAGUCAAGCUGCUGAAGAAGCGAUUGUUGGAAGUAAAUCAAGUGAUUCUGGAGAAAAUUUAGCGGCUCCAGAGAUUAAAUCAAGUGAUUCAAGUGAAUCUAUAGAGGAUUCGAUUGUUCAAGAGACUAAAGUUGUUGAACCAGAAGAAUCUGCAGUAGAUAAUAAAAUAAUUGAACCUGAAGACGGUUUGGUAAGCGAAAAAAUUCAGCCAAUUAAACCUGUUGAAGAUUUAGCUGAAGAAAUUAAACCUAUUGAACCUGUUGAAGAAUUAGCUAAAGAAAUUAAACCAAUUGAGCCUGUUGAAAAUCUAGUAAGUGAAGAAAUUAAACCAACUGAGCUUGUUGAAAAUUUAGUAAGUGAAGAAAUCAAACCCGUUAAGCCUGUUGAAAAUCUAGUAAAUGAAGAAAUUAAACCAAUUAAAUCUGCUGAAAAUCUAGUAAGUGAAGAAAUUAAACCUGUUGAAGAUUUAAUAGCUGAAGAAAUUGAAGCUAAAGAUUCAACAGAUCCAAAAAUUUGUUUAAUAGAGCCUGAAAAAGAUCUGAAGGUAAAAUUAAAUGAAACUGUUGAAUCUUGUUCAUCUGAAGCUAUUAAAUUAAAUGAACUCGUUAAAGAAAAUUUGCCGGUUCAAGAGAUUACAGUAAAUCAAGUUACUAAUUUAUCAGUGAAAGAAUCUAAACUAAUUGAUACUCAGGAGACUGGAUUAACUGAACAUAAUUUGGAAAAAGAAAUAAAGUUAGUGGAGGUUGAAAAAGAUUCGACAGAUUUAAUCUCAGAAGCUAAAUCAAGUUUGGAAACUCAGAUUGAAGCAGAACCUCUGGAAAUUAUAGAAAAAGAAUCAGUAAAAUCAAUUGACACAAAAGAGAGCCCGGCGGUUACCGAGUCGAUAGUUGAACAAGUUACAAAUGAUCUCGAAAGCACUCAGGAGAGUUCAAGCAAAGAAAUUACUCUUGAGUUGGAAGAAAAAGCGAUCAAUUCUCCCGCGUGUUUAACCGUUGGGGAAAAAUCAUUAGAGCCUGAAAUAAUAAUAAAUGAGCCUAAAGAUCAACCCUUAGAUACACUUAGUGUUCCAGAGAAUAAAGCUGCUUGCAAGCCAAUUGAAGAAAUUACUGUAAAAGACACUUGCAAUGUUGCUGAGGAGUCAAUUAGCAGCGAUUUUCCGCGAAUCAAUUCAAGUAAAGAUCCCGAGGGUGAGAACAAAGAAGAUGAAGAGCCAAUUGUUCAAGUUUGCAAGCGAGCCAGAAUAGAACCUGAAUUAACCGAAAUUGUUUCAACAAAAUCACCAACAACUGAAAAUGUUAUCAAUGAAAAUAAAGUAUCGAGUGAUUCUUUAUUAAUUCAACAAGCCAGCGAGAGUGCUCCGGUUAUAACAAACGCCGAUAAUGAUUACAAUAAAACUUUGGAUGACAAAAAAGCAGCGAAUGCUCUUGAUAAAGUGUCGCCUGAUUUGUAUAUAAAAGAUAAAGCAAGCCCAGAAAUAAUAGACCUGGAUAAAAAUUUAAGCGCUGAUUUGAAGGAUUCUUUUGACGAGUCAGUUUGCAAGUCUAGCUUAGUUGCUCCAGAGGACGAGAAAACAGAAGCCAAUAAAAGAGCGCACAUUCCGGUAGUGAAUGAAAAUCCAGCUCCGCUUAAAUUGAGACCCAGAGCGGAUUUAUUAAGAGAAGACUCGACGUUCUACAACGACAUGAACGCUUCUCCGAAUAGGAAAAAAGACAGAGUCUCAGAAAUUCAACCUGUUUGCAAUAAUAUCGAAGAAGAUGAUGAAAUAAUUGAAGUUCCGGUUGAAAAUGCAGCAUCUGUUAAAUUGAUAGACUUAACUGCGCCUGACGUCAAGCUUGGCUACGAAGAUUCGGAUGAUUCAAUGGGAAUUGACAAUGAGUGCGCGUUUGAGCCGACGGAAGUCGACCCGCUGGCUACUACUGAAGACGACGUUGCCAAGCAGAUUGAAUUGGAUGAUCUGGCUGUUAGAGUCGAGCCUGUUAAUGAAGUUAACAAGUACGAAGGCUGGAAGCUGGAUUCUACUGAGACAAUUACUCUGACGCCGCUGAAGGCUUCGAGGAAGCGACGGAACAGCAAUCAUGAGUCCAAUUCUGAAGAUAAAGCUGGGAAGAAUGUUGAGGAGGAAGAGACGGGGAGUAAGAGGAUGAGGUUGAGAGGAAAAAGAACUCCUGAUGUUGCGCUGAGGAAAUCUGUUGAGAACAGCAGGAUUGAAACUGUUAGUUCUGAUGAUGAAGCGGAGGAGAAGAAUAAAGUUGAAGAGGAGAGUAAUGAAGUGACUAUUGUGGAGGUUGCUAAGCCUAAAACUUUGGCUAAGACUAAAGGCAGGAAGAGACGUGGGUUUAAAAAUAAACGCAAGGUUAUACCACCCAAGAAGAAGGUUGAGGUUGAAAAAGAAGUUGAUCAGGAUAUUAUUGAAGUCCCUGUUGAGAAUAAAGUGGAGGAAAAGAAACAGGAGGAGAAUAAUAGUAAGAAGAAGAGGAAGAAAAAGAGGAUGUUAUUGGGGCUUGAAAUUGGAAUUGAUAUUAAACCUGAUGUUCAACCUGCUGAUGGAAGCGACGCUCCUGUGAGGCAGUCUAGGAGAAUUGCUCAGAUUAAGAUUAAGGAGGAAGCUGAUAGGAGGAGAAUUGAGGAGGAAACUUUGGGUCCGAUUAAGGUGAAGAAGAUUGGGGGAGUUUUUGAUAAGAAGAAGAGAAAGAAGAAGGCUGAGAGUGAGGAGGAAGUUGUUGUUGUUAAGGAAAUUGAGAAGGAGUCGAAGAAAAAGAAGAAGAGGAAGAAGAAGAAGAAGGAGAGCAAGUUUAAUGAAGCUAAACCUUGGCAGAGCUCUUCCGGGUCAAGUACUGAAGAUGAGAAUGAGAAUGAGGAGGAGGAUGAUAUUGAGGAAGAUAUAGAGAGUGAAGGGUCGCUUUUGUUUAAAAGCGAUCAUGAAUUCUCGCCUGAGAGUGAUUUGGAGAAGGAUCAGGAGCUUGAACCUAUGAGGAGAGCGAGGACUGCAAGGAAACCUGAUAGUGAUGUUGAGGAGGCUGAUGAUGAGUACGCUUGUCAGAAGUGUGGCAAGGCUGAUCAUCCUGAGUGGAUUCUUCUUUGUGAUACUUGUGAUAAGGGGUGGCAUUGCUCCUGUUUAAGGCCUGCGUUGAUGCUGAUUCCUGAAGGAGAUUGGUUCUGUCCACCUUGUCAGCACAAGGUGCUUGUUAGUAAAUUGAGGGAGAGUUUAAAGAAUUAUGAUCAGUUGGCCAAGAGGCAUCAGAAUGAGAUCUUGAGGAAGAAACGGCUGGCUUUUGUGGGGAUUAGUUUGGACAAUGUGCUGCAGAAGGACGGGCAUAGGAGUCAUAGGGUGCGUCAGCCUAGGGGGGAGGAUGAGUCUGAUGAAGAGGAUGAUGAUAAUGAUGAUAGGGAUCAUCGCAGAGGGUCUUCCAGUUCUUCGAGUUCUUCUUCUGGGUCUAGCAGCGAGUCGGAGUCUAGUAGUGAGGAGAGCGAGCCUGUUUAUCAGCUUAGAGAGAGGAGGUGUGUUAAUACAAGUUAUAAGUUCAAUGAGUAUGACGAUAUGAUUAAUGCUGCGAUUCAGGAUGAAGUUGAAGCGGUACAAGGUGCUGGGAAUCAAGGCAGGGGGAAAGAUAUUUCUACUAUUGUCAAUGCUGAGAAGGAGGAGGGGAAAGAGGCGUUUAAUAAGAAGAAUGAUGAUGAUGAUGAUGAUGAUGAGGAUGAUAAGCAGUCGGAUAAGGACAGUGAUAAGGAUUAUACUGUUGAUAAGGAGGAGGAGGAAGAAGAUGCGGAGGAAAAGCGUAAAGCUGCUGCGAGGAAAGCUGCUGCUAAGAAGAAACACAGGAAGUUGAAUAGUUUGGAUAUUAGUAGUGAGGAUGAUCCGGAGAGCGAUGAGGAUUUUAAGGGGAGUGAUAGUGAUGAGGAGGAGGACUAUGAGGACCAGAUGGAGUCUUCGGAUGAUAGUUCGUUUACUGCUUCUAGGAGGAGAGGUGGGAAGAAAAAUCAUAGGCCUGUUAGGAGGUCCACUAGGGCUGCUAGGAAGACUAGGUAUGAUGAGGACUUUAUUAAUGAUGACAGUGAUGAUAGUGAUAGACCGAAAAGGAAGAAGUCUAAGUCUACUUGGGAGGAAGAGUCGGAGAGUGAAGAGAGUGAUAAUUCUUGGAGGAGUAGGAAGAAGAAGAGUAAGGCUUCUUCUUUUGCUAAAUUGAAAGCGCUGUCGAAGAGCAAGGCGAAGAAGAAGAAAAAGAGGAAAAGGAUUAUUGAACCGGAGAAUAAGAGUGAGGAGGAGAAUAAUGAGAAUGAGGAAGGGAAUGGAGAGGAGAAAGGUAAUGAUGAUAAUGGGGAUGGAAAUGAAGAAGAAGGGAAAAAUGAAGGGGAAGAGAUGAAAGAAAGGGAUGCAAGGGGAAGGGAGGAGAAGAAGGAAGUUGUAGUUGCUAAUCAGGAUGUUGGAAAUGAACCUGAGAAGGAACAAGGGGAGGAAGAGGAGGAGGAGGAGGAAGAAGAAGAGGAGGAGGAAGAGGAAGAAGAGGAUGAUAAUGGGAAUCAGCAUGAUAAUGAUAAUGAGGAGGAAGAAGAGGAGGAAGAAGGAGAGAAAGAAGGAGAAGAAAUGGAACAGCCUGUUGUUCAGCCCCAAGUUGAACAGCCAGUUCCUCCUCAUAUUGUUGAGCCUCCUGUGGCUCUUCCUUCAGCAGUUUCUGCUGCUGUUGCGGAUCCGGUUUAUGAGGAGAGCAAGAUGGUGAUUGAUGAAGACAGGGAGGAGGAAAAUCAUAACCAGACUGAAGUUGUCAAGCCUCAGGUUACUAGUGAGUAUCCGGAACAAGAACAGGUUCAGCAGCCAGCGGUUAUGGAGAAUGAAUUGGUGGAGAAAAAGGAGAAGAAGAGGCAGAAGAAAAGCGGGAUCAGGAGGAAAAUUAUCUACGGUGGGCUCCCUGAUGAUAGGCCCCAGGAGGAGGAGGAACCUCUUGGGAGGCGCACUAGAGGACGGAAGAUUAAUUAUCAAGUUGAUAUUAUUAUGUCUGAUAGUGAAGAGGAGCUGAAAAAAGCACUGAGGAAAACUGAGGAAAGUGAAGACGAGUUUAUGGUUCAUGAUGGGGAAGAUAAUCAUGAUAAUGAUGAUAAAGAUUCUGAUUCAGGAGACAUUUAUUCGCCAAAGAAGGACGGACCAAAAGGAAAGAAUAAAUCUCCGAGGAAUCGUAGAUCCAAAAAGAGUCCAGCCUCAAGAAAAGGAUUGACUGAUAAUGGUGAGCCUAAACAGAGAAAGAAACCUGGUCCUAAACCAGGUAGCAAAAAUAAACCUCGAUCAUUGACCGGAAUGAUGUCUUUAGAAGGCGGAGUAAUGGGCGACGUACCAGAAGGCUCCUUAACCGGACUAGGCUCGGCAGACCUAGCGGACUUAGACGAAGAGCAGCUUGAGCAGAUGAUGAUGGAAGACGAGGAGUACGGAAGACGCCAGCUUGAGCUAGCAGCCAUUGAAAUCGCCAAGAACAAGAAGAAAGAAGAGCGUGAGGCAAAGAAGCUUGAAAAAGCUCGCCAAAAAGCUUUAGAGAUUCUCGCAGCGGAGCAACAACGCGAUCCUAACGCUCCUGAGGGUCCCGACGGAGAAGCUCCCAAGAAAAAGAAGCGCGGCCGGCGGAGUAAAGCUGAGAUUCUAGCCGAGCAGAUGCGCCGCGACAGUAUGGGUGCUGGAACAGUUCCUAUGCCCAGUCCAAUGGACCCGAAUAUUCCUCUGACGGUAAAUCCGGUCCUAGGAACCACAAUGCCUCCUGAAGUGAUGAUUCAGGAGAUGGAGCGACCUUCACCAGUAGAGGGCCAUCUCCCAUUAAUUACUGGACCUGACGGGCAGCUGUUUAACCCGGACGGGUCUUUAGUCAAGCCCAAGCGCCGCGGAAGAGGCAAGGGCAAAAAAACCCUAGCUAUGGAGGCUGCAAGAGCCGCAGAGGCGGCUGCUAAAGCCGCUGAAGCCGCGGGAAUUGUCCUGGACCCGGAAUUGAAGGAUGAUAUUCCAAACGUGCUUCCCACUCCCGGGAGCAGUACAUCAGGCUCCGCUCCGUCGACUCCGCCCGCGGGGGCAGUUUCUUCUCAAGGAUUACCAGUGACUCAGUCGAACCCUCCCGGGCCUCAGUCGGUUUAUUCUCAGCUGCCGCCGAGCCAACAGUCUUCCGUAAUCACGCGAAUGCUCCAGUCUCAACCGGUCUCCAACGCUCCGCAGUCUUUUACAGCAGCCGCAGCGGCUAUGGGCCAGAAGUACUUCGGAGUUCCUAAUACCACCGGCCCGAUGAUGCCCAAUCCUCGGUCCAGCUACGAUAUGUCUCCUAGAGGAAGAAUACCCUCGCCGUUUAACACAAGACAACCCGGACAGCCGCCAAUGCCGCCGCACUUUGCGGCUGUAAGAUCCGGAAAUCCGCCGCCGAUUAUGAGGAUGCGAGUUCCGGGGUCAGCUCAGCUCUACCACACGCCCCACCACCCCAUGGACCCGUCACCGUCUGGAGGAGGACCAAUUUCUAUCAGCAGUCGGGACCGCGCUUCUCCUUUAGGCGGUGGGCCUAUGAUUCCAGCCGCUGGAAGUCCGCUGGCCAAAGGAGGGCCCACGCCUCCGCCUUACGUCAGAGGUCCGCCAAUUUCUCGAUUUUCCGACGCUCAACUAGCUCCGAGACACCAGUUACCGCCGUUUACAAGUGCCUCUCCCGGGAACCACGCGCUCCAGCAGCCUUCGCCGCCUCCCAAUAGACCUCCGGGCAAUUUUUCACCCUACCAUCCGCAACCACCGCCGAAUUACCACUACGGAGCUUAUCCUCCACCCGCUCCUAUGGUCACUACUGCUGAUGACGCGGCCUAUCAAGGGUCUCCGUACUCCGCGGAACACUUUUCUACGUCCAGUGAAAAUCCUGCGCCGCCCCCGGCUAUUCAACCGCCUCUUGCUGCUCAGACUUCACAGCCACCGGCGCCACCUACUUCGGAACCGCCUCAUGCGCUGCCGCAUCCGGUUCCUGUUGCUCAUGGACCUCCUGGACCGCCUGGACAUCCUCCGGGGCAUCCCGGGCAUCCUCCAGGUCACCCUGGACAUCCUCCAGGACAUCCAGGACAUGGGAAGUACGAUGAGGAGGGCUCUGGAGAAUUCGGCGGCCUAGUUUCUUAUUUCAGUAGCCAACGGGAGGAUGAUCUUGACUCGUAGCAUGAGUGAGCUCUUGGCCAGCCGUAAAAUCUUAGGUAAAGAUUUUUUAUUAUUUCUUUUUUGGAACUCAUUUUAUUUAUUUGAGUUUUUUUUUUGAAAAAUUAUUGAUUAUUAU
Messenger RNA from Cotesia glomerata, 13658 nucleotides. RefSeq lists its product as uncharacterized. Bases 1067 to 13543 code for a protein of 4158 amino acids. Lineage: Eukaryota; Metazoa; Arthropoda; Insecta; Hymenoptera; Braconidae. Gene Ontology annotation, biological process: regulation of DNA-templated transcription. The record is from RefSeq and is a predicted model, not a curated record. Gene Ontology annotation, cellular component: RSF complex. The transcript has 8 exons.